Messenger RNA from Cyphomyrmex costatus, 1691 nucleotides. RefSeq names its product Bystin (gene bys). Lineage: Eukaryota; Metazoa; Arthropoda; Insecta; Hymenoptera; Formicidae. Gene Ontology annotation, biological process: rRNA processing. Gene Ontology annotation, molecular function: snoRNA binding. Bases 426 to 1691 code for a protein of 421 amino acids. Gene Ontology annotation, cellular component: preribosome, small subunit precursor; nucleolus; cytoplasm. The transcript has 3 exons. The record is from RefSeq and is a predicted model, not a curated record.
CCAUGGUCACACGUGCAUACACGUGCUUUGCUUGUCAGUUCCGACGAACCAUUCGACCGUGACGGUGACGGACGUGUUUCGGUUCGGGUGCUUUCCAUUGUAUAUUUUUGAACAAAAGUGCAUUGCAUCACACAGAUGCGUGUCUGCGGAUAAGCUCGUCUCGAUUGUUCGACAUUUUGCACUUUUCGACGACUAGGGCUCUUAUGACGCGCGUUAUUGCGACGUGACGACGCCGUAGACGCAGGCGUCCGGAAACCGCAUUGCAUCACCCGUUCGUUUUCAUAUUUUUGUACGGUUUACUUUAAAGACGUAAUCUGGCUGUAUCGACCUCCUAUUUCAUUGCUUAAAGGCGGGAGCCAUUAUUUAAGGAAGAAGAAGAAGAGCUUUGCUUGUGUGUGCUACCAGUUGCGCCAGGCCGCCGACAGAUGGCGCUACCGUCGAGUGCUGCAAGCGGGUCGAAAAUCGCAUCACUGGUGCAAGUAAAAAACCGACAAAAGAGGCAUCGGGCCGACGAAGAAGAGUAUGUAGCACCAAAUCUGACGAAGAAAAUCUUGUCGCAAGCUAGACAACAGCAGCUGGAGAUAGAAGACGAAAUUGGUCUUAGCGAUUCCAAAAAGCCUAAAAAAUCAAAGAUAAAUCUUGGCUCUGGUUUCAGCGACGAUGAGAAUCAAUCCAGCGAUGAUGAAGAACCAGUGGAGAAUGUGUAUUAUGAGAAUAUCAAAAUUAACGAGGACGAUGAGCGGGCGUUACAGAUGUUUAUGGCAAAGGAUGCAGCCCCCAUGAGGACGCUGGCUGACAUAAUAAUGGAAAAAUUGACAGAGAAAAAAACUGAAAUUGAAACGCAGUUUUCUGAUGUUGGAUCUAUUCAGCUGCAAGAUUUGGAUCCUCGGAUAAAGACAAUGUAUGAAGGUGUCAGAGACGUCCUAGCAAAAUAUCGUAGUGGCAAACUACCGAAGGCUUUCAAGCUCGUGCCUACUUUGAAGAAUUGGGAGCAAAUACUUUAUAUCACAGAUCCACCAAAAUGGUCUGCUGCCGCCAUGUAUCAGGGAACAAGGAUAUUUGCUUCAAACUUGAAAGAAAAGAUGGCUCAGAGAUUCUAUAAUCUGGUUCUGCUACCACGCAUUCGAGACGAUUUGACAGAAUAUAAAAGACUAAAUUUCCAUUUGUAUCAAGCACUGAGAAAAGCAUUGUAUAAACCGGCCGGAUUUAUGAAGGGAAUCCUUCUACCACUUUUAGAAUCAGGAACAUGCACACUCAGAGAGGCCACUAUUAUCGGAUCUGUGAUUGCAAACAAUUCUAUACCAAUUUUACAUUCUUCGGCAGCUAUAUUGAAAAUCGCAGAAAUGGAUUACACGGGUGCUAAUAGCAUCUUUCUCAGAAUCUUCUUGGAUAAGAAAUAUGCUCUUCCAUACAGAGUAGUGGAUGGAGUAGUGUUUCACUUUCUUAGAUUUGAAAGAGACACAAGAGAGCUGCCAGUAUUAUGGCAUCAGGCCCUCCUAACAUUUGUGCAACGAUACAAGAGCGAUAUCAGUUCUGAACAAAAGGAGGCCUUGCUAGGACUACUGAGGAAACAGUCGCAUCAUUCGAUCACUCCUGAGAUCAGAAGGGAAUUACAACACGCAAAAUGUAGAGACAUAGAAAUUACGGAACCUAAACCAGAACCAAUGGAUAUUAAAUCUUUAGAUACAUGA